CGGGCGUGUCUAAUUUGUGCCACGCCGCGCAUCACGCAAUCGGGCGCACCAUCAGAUCUGGGACUAGUUAACAAUUUCAAGGUUGUUGAGGAUGAUCAUAAUUUGAAGUAAUUGAGUGACUGAAUCUACUGCAUACAUAAUUGUUGCCGGCUCGCAAAGUACAUGCAUAAUAUAUAAGUGAUUACGUGCUGAAUUUGACUGCAAUAUGUCUCAUAAACCAUACACUCCAAAUUUCCCACAAAGUCAAGAGACUGCAGAGCUUCUAGAAGCGCAAAAGCCAAAUGAAAGUUACGCUAUGACAGUUCAAAGUAGCUACCCUGGGCCUCUUCAACAUGGGCCUGCACCAGGCAUUCAACCUCCUGGCAUUCCUAUGCAAUCUGGUCAUCAACCAGGGUUCCAACCUGGGUACCAGCCUGGAUAUCAGCCGGGGUUCCAACCUGGCUUCUCACCUGGAUACCAACCACAGCCAGGGUAUCCUCCUAUGCAGGGUGGCUAUCAGCCAGGGUAUGUACCAGGAGCUCCAAUAGUACACCAGCCAGGAAUGCAGCCUCAAGGUCCACCAGGUGGCUGGAUGACUAUACCGCAAGGCCUCACCAACUGCCCUCCUGGUUUGGAAUACCUAUCCAUGAUUGAUCAGCUACUGGUACACCAAAAAGUUGAACUUCUGGAAGCAUUUACCGGCUUCGAGACAAAUAAUAAGUACACUGUAAAGAACAGUCUUGGGCAGAAAGUAUACUUUGCAGUUGAAGACAAUGAUUGCUGCACGAGAAAUUGCUGCGGUCCUAUGCGUCCAUUUGAAAUGAAGAUUAUGGACAACUUUCAAAAUGAGGUAAUACAUCUCCACCGUCCUCUAGCGUGUGACUCAUGCCUUUGCCCUUGCUGUCUUCAAAACAUGGAAGUGACAGCACCUCCAGGGACAGUCAUCGGCUCCAUUCAACAGGAAUGGUCCAUCUGCAAACCAUGCUACAGCAUCAAAAACGCUGCUGGUGACGUCAUGUUAAGAAUCAAGGGUCCGGUCUGCACUUUCUCUAUUUGUGGAAAAGAUGUACACUUUAAUGUGAGUAAUGAUUGACUGAUUUGGGCAGGUAACAUCCUUAGAUGCAGUAGUGGUUACACAUGGAGAUAGUCAUUGGUGUUUGAUUAUCGGUGAUCACAAAUACAGUAGUGUUGUAGUAGGGAUAAAUAAGAACUAAUUAGGACUAUGGAUGGUGAGAGCCAGAAUGGCGUGUGUACCUUAACG
This is a messenger RNA of Hyposmocoma kahamanoa, 1240 nucleotides long. RefSeq names its product phospholipid scramblase 1-like (gene scramb1). The coding region runs from base 206 to 1072 and encodes 288 amino acids. Gene Ontology annotation, biological process: plasma membrane phospholipid scrambling. Gene Ontology annotation, cellular component: plasma membrane. The transcript is spliced from 4 exons. Gene Ontology annotation, molecular function: phospholipid scramblase activity. The record is from RefSeq and is a predicted model, not a curated record. NCBI's taxonomy places the organism in Eukaryota, Metazoa, Arthropoda, Insecta, Lepidoptera, Cosmopterigidae.